Molecule: messenger RNA, 3401 nt
Organism: Malus domestica (apple)
Lineage: Eukaryota; Viridiplantae; Streptophyta; Magnoliopsida; Rosales; Rosaceae
Source: RefSeq, a predicted model, not a curated record
AGAGCUGGGAGCCUGAAAGUUUUGGCCACCCAAAGUGAGAACUUUACUUAAUUUUCUGACACAAAAUACAUCACCAGAUGGAGAGUUGACUCUAAUUGACCCUCUUUAGCCCCCUUCAAACUUUAUAUUAUCCCUUUUUCUUUUAAUAUUUCCUCAUCUUUAUAACCCUUAAGUUCGAAUUUCUAACAGAUUAGUUGGUCAAGACGGUAUAUCUGCCCUUACAACAAAAUUUGAAUUCAUCCUCCAUAAUUUGGAAUAGUUUUUAAUAUCGUUUUGUCAAAAAAAUUAGAAUGUUUUUAAGUGAAAACUAUAUUGAAUUUUUUGGGUCGGAAGUUGUUUCAGUUUCUGACUACAUUAAGAGUGGUCGUUGUCACUGGGUCGAAUGGGACCAGAGGGGCCAUCUACCAAGACUGCUCCAUUGUUGUGGGGAUAGACAAAGCUCACUUGGGUUCCUCUCAGCCUCCAACCCCUUCGCUUCUUGUCGCUCAUUGCCACUUCUUCUCCCUCCCUCCCUCCUCACUCCUCCCCUUUUUAUUAUUCUAUUGCUAUCCCAGCUUUACAGGCCCCCUCCGUUCCUCCCUCUCUCUCUCUCUCUCUCUCUCCUCACCUACUGACUCCUGAGAGUUGGUGAGAGUUCUUUGGGCCCUCCUCCCAAAGCCAAUGCACCAGCACGCCUACAACUAGAGACAAGCAAAGCAACCGUUUUUUGGGGUUAAAAACCUGCCAUUUUUGUUCUCUGGUAAAACAAGCAACCAUUUUUGAAGGUGGAGGAGAAGAACCCAUCUGCAUUUUUCAAAUGCUUUUCACAUUUCCAUCCACUUUUUCAGUCAUCAAUGCUUCAGAGAUCUGAAAGGGACUUUCCAAGCUCUUGGGUUUUCGCAAUGAAAUUAGGUAAUCAACAAAACGAUUUCGAUUCGUCUUUUGAGCAAAGUUUGAGUGGAAGUUUUAGAAAGUUCACAUCUGGUUUGCUACAAAAUGAUAUGGGAUUGCUGUCUCCGGGCCAUAGCUCGAAUGGUAGUUUUCGGAGGUCUAACUCCGUUAUGUCCACACAUUCCGGCGCUUCAGCUUCAAGCAAGUUUGCCUCUUCUUCCAGAAGAGUGUCCAAGGGGCUAAAGGACUAUUCAAGGAAACUUGUUGACCUCGAAUUGUUCACAGAUUGUAUUCGGGAUUGGGUUUCGGAGAAUUCGUGCGAAGAUUCAGCAACUGGUUUUGGUCCUCCCUUUAUAAUCGAUGAAUUGCGCAAGCUUGAUGUGGCAUUGGAGGGUGUUUUGUUUCAGCAACUUGUCCGGAUGCCAUGCUCACCUUAUGUUUCCGGUGAUCCAAAUGAAGACGAAUAUCUUGCGUUGGAAGACUUCCUUCAUGCUGUAGUGAGUGGUUUGUGGCAUGCAUUUUGGCAUAAAAGAGGUGAGCUUCCGCUAUUUGUAUCUUGUCCGCGUUCUCUUGGAUCCAAGUUUUAUAGUGUAGAGAAGGCGAUUUCAAGGGGAGGGCUUAGAAAGCUCUGUGGUUUAGCAUUGAUAUCGAAAAUUGGGAGUGAUCAGCAAGUCCAAUGGGAUCAAAUCAUGGAGUUUGCCCUGUUUAAACCUGAUAUAUUGUCCGGAAAUGAGUUGAAAUUAUCAGCUUCCGUUGUCUGUGAAGCCCUCUUUUAUGGUUUUCAUAUACUUGUUUCUAGGUGUUUGAGCAAGGUUAAAGCUACAAAGAGCAGUUUUGUUUUCCUUUUGGUUCUGGAUUCUAAAUACGGAGGGGUGGUUAAACUUGGAGGUGAUCUUAGUAAACUCGAAUUAAACUCAACUAACCCGUACAAGUCUGCGGUUGAAUGGAUAAAGAACCAUGCUGAAGUCUCCGUUUCUCCAGUGGAUCGGCUAUGGAACAAAUUCGGGAAUGCAAAUUGGGGAGACCUAGGAACUCUGCAGGUACUUUUGGCAACUUACAACGCUAUUGUACAAUGGAAUGGGCCGCCAAGGAAGUCAAUAGCUUCAUUAGUCUCGAAUCACAGCCUUCGCCUUCAGAAGCGUAGGAUGGAGUUCUGCCUCGGCGGGAAUGAGAAUGGUCUGGUUCCUUACCUACAACAAUCUAGUCAUCAACAAGGAGAGAUUGUUGAAGUUGACCAAACUAAUAGUCAAGUUUUCAAACACAGUGCUUCGCGUUUAAAGCUUAAUCAAGGUGAGGUUUUACUGCUGGAAGAUCAACAGCAGGGGCAGAAAACUUUCCAAGUACAAGAGUCUCUGGUGGCAGGGAUCCAUUACCUCUAUAGUGCAGUUUGUCUAGAUUAUCCGACACAGUUGUUGACUUUAUACAUUGGCGCGCAUCCGACCAAACUUGAACCUUGUUGGGAGGACAUGAGUCUUUGGUACCAAGUGCAGAGGCAAACAAAAGUGCUAAAUAUCUUCAAGCAUCAGGGAAUUACAAGCAAAUAUUUGCCGGAAAUGAUUGCCUCUGGGAGGAUUUUACAUUCUGGCCCCUGCAAGAAGCAGACCCCCGGGGGUCGAUGUGAUCAUCCGUUGUGUGGGACGCCAAUACUAGUGACAUCUCCAGUUGGUGAACCUGUUUCAUAUGUUGUUUCUCAAGAUGGACCCCUUUCCCCCAAGGAGGCAAUUCGCUGCUGCAGAGACUGCCUAGCUGCUCUAAGAAGUGCCACAAUGGCAAAUGUCCAACAUGGUGAUAUUUGUCCGGAAAACAUAAUUCGUGUCGUUGACGAACAAGGUUCAAGAAACAGUGGUUUCUACGUUCCAAUAUCAUGGGGCCGCGCAGUUUUGGAAGACCGGGACAGUCCAGCUAUAAACCUACACUUCUCCUCAUCUCAUGCACUUCAGCAUGGGAAACUUUGUCCAUCAUCAGACGCCGAAAGCCUUGUUUACCUUAUGUUGUUCGUAAGCGGGGGAACAAUGCAGCAGCAGGACUCAAUCGAAUCUGCCUUGCAAUGGAGGGAGACAAGCUGGGCAAAGCGUUCGAUCCAACAACAGCUGGGUGAGGUUUCACCACUCCUCAAGGCAUUUGCUGACUACGUGGACAGUCUCUCUGGAACACCAUAUCCUGUGGACUAUGGCAUAUGGUUGAAGAGAUUCAGCAGGGCCGUGGACGGCGUGGGAGAUAGGGGUAAAAUGAUCGAAGAAGUGGCGGUAACGUUGAGAUUGAAGGACGUUGCUGAGUCCUCAGGAACAUCUGGAGGAUCCUAGUGUUUUUUGGAGGGAGUGUUUGGUUUUGUAAUUACAUUUGGUGAGAGGAGAAUCAACUGCAUUUUGUGUUAGGGGCUCUCCGGGACGUCUGAGAUUUUUACUGAUUGGUGUCGUGCAUGGCACUGUGAUUGGGAUGGACUGAGUGCAAUGUAUCUGACUUGUUUUUGUGUUCAUAAGUUCUUGUUUUGUCUUUGGAUAUGAGAUUCUGGUCUGUUUCCGUUGGAAAAA